AAAUCCGUGAACUAAACCUCUUAUCAUUAUGAACACAUAUAAUAAAUAUGAUGCAACCAAUCUCUUACUCAUUCUACAUAAAAAUGAUAAAAAAAAAUUUCUCUAGAAUUGUUCACAUAUCACUUUCUAAUCUAUAUUAUUUAUAACGAUUAUAAAUAAUUAUUGUAGUUAUAGAAUUUGUCAAGUUCACAUCCAACUAAUCAAUUUGUCUGCUUUUUUUAUAAGAACAAUUUCUUUCGCAGUUCAAAAUAGUAGUUAAUCAUGGUCAAAUUCGAAGGAAAAUACACUUUUGAAAGAGGUGAAAAUUUGGAUGCAUACUUUAAAGAUAUAGGUGUACCUUACAUUCCAAGGAAAAUGAUGUGUUCCUCAAGCCCUACCUUGGAAAUUGCAAAGCAAAACGAUCAAUGGUGUAUUACAGUUGUUACAUUAUUUCGAACUGUAACCUCAAAAUUUAAAUUGGGAGAAAGUUAUGAAGAAAAUAUGCCUGGAGGCACACUUAAAAACGUCACCACAUUAGAAGGAGAUAAAUUGAUAACCGAUUCUGUAGGUCCUGAAGAUAUUAAGACAAAACGGGAAUACGAAUUUUCUGAAGACGGAUGUGUAAUUGUAAGUUUAAAUAUAUUAUUUUACAGUUUUCAUUAUCACUUAGAUGUUAGUGCACACAAUCCAAUCUAGAUUGGUCGUGGUUCAUAGGGCCCAACUUAGUCAACUUUCCUAACUGUCUUUUCCUUUUUAUAACUCAUUUUUAAGCAUUUCCAAUUCAGAAUUAAUUUUUCACUUUUUAUCUGCCAUUUUUUUGAAACAAUCUAUUGUUUAUAAAGAAGAUGAAGAAAUGGUUACAAUUGCUUCAAAGUUAACACACAGGAACUAUUUCAAAUAUCAAAAGGAUAUAUCUGAAAUUAUGAUUCAAAAUAUAAACGAAUUUUUUAAAUCUAUUAUAAUCUUUAAUCUUCCAGGUUUCUAAAUUUGUCUUCAAACUGGGAUUAUUUAAAUUAAAAUUUUUAUUAUCGCGGCUUUGAAAGAACUCUAACAAAAGAAUGAACUGAUUUGAAAAGUAAUCUACCUUGUGAUUUAAUUACUUGGAAGCUAUGAGGCUGUUUCCUUUUGUUUUUGUAAAUAGCAAGCACAAAAGGCUAAACCCUUUCACACUCGAAUAAUUCUUGGUGUUCAUGAGCCACGUCUGCUUUUCAAGUAGGUCGUGCAAAUACUGUUUUAUUAUGGCAAAGGGUGGAUUAAAGCAAUCUGACGGUAGUUGUUGUGAACCAUCUUUUCUUCUUUUUUUGGUAUGGAUUGAACCCGAGAAAUUUUCCAAUCUGCAUAUAGGCUGGGUCGUAGUUUUUCCCGCGAAUCAAGAGUUGAAUUUCAAGCAAAUACGUGAUCCUAUAAGUCUGCUAUCUCUUUUGCGUUCAUUGCGAUCUCCUCCUGUCAAUGGUGGACAAUUUCAGCCUAUAUUAUGAUAAAAUUUCAUUUCCUGUCAAUCAAUUCAAUAAUUUUAAAUUAUUUGUAAACACAUGUUUUGCUGCAUAUAAUAUUUUAAAUUUUUCCUUUUUAUGGAUAGGGAGUUGAAGAGUGGAGUGCAAAUUCAGAUUUUCCACAAAAUAUUUUUUAUACUAUGCAGUACGAACUAUACAGAAUUAUAUAUUCCUACUUUACAAAUGUCAUUUGAUGUUAUCAAAUUUUCAAAGUAAUUCCAAUGCUAAAUAAUCUUUUAAUUAUCUCAAGUUUUCUUAUAAAUUGUUUCAAAGUGGUACGUGCGUAGAUAAAAACGUUACGCAAAUUUCAUCGUUCGAGACAAAAUUAAUCACAGCUGGUGGCAAAUGAACCUUUAACCCUUUCAGAUUUUUAUUUAUUUGUGAAAUUUUUUUUUUCUUGUUUCCGAGUGUUUUUUAACUCAUCAAAUAAUGGUACUGUGACUGUACAUUAUACAAACCAUUGGGACUUAUCAAUUGCCGAUCAAAAGGUCAGAAAACAAUUUUUUACUUGUUAUAAGACUUUCUUUUCAACGGAAAUUUACGAAACAAUUGCAAUUUUUUACAAGUCAAAGGUGGACUUUUGAUAAAAAAUAUGAUUACGCUGUUUGUAAUGUGCCAUUUUGCAUCUAUAUUUUAUUUCAGAAAGGUAUAGAGCAAUAAAAUCUCAUUAGGUAUGCAAAGGAACCACAAAAUGACCCAGCGAAUAUUUAAGCCACUUUCAUAGUUUGGCAUUGAUUUCAUUGUAAAAUUCUUUUUUUUUAUCAAGUGAAGGUAGUGCCACCCGGGUUGGGGUCAAUAUAUGGGUUCAGCCUAUUGUUAUCCAUUUACAAACACUGAAAAUAGUGUGCCAAAGGCGUGCCGGUAGGAUAGGUCGUAAAAAGGAAAGAAUUUUAUUUUAACAGAAUAAAAAUUAGGCAUUAUGUACAUAGAAUUAGGUACACUUAUUUUUUAUUGAAUAUUAUUCAUAAAAUAACAUUAUACAGAUUCUAUACAGUUCUAUAGGAUUUAGUUCACAAUGAUAUGGCGGGGGUGCGCGGCACAGUUUUUCUGCUAUAUCUUCCAAGGCGUAUUUCGUAAAACGAUGUUUGUGUAAAUGUGCUACAGCUAAUAGUUCUUUUUUCAUUAAAUUAUCUUCAAAUUCAAUACAUUUGGUGGUUAAUUAGUGAAUAAUUUCUUGUUUUCUCCAAGAUGAAGUUGGAGUCUUCUCUAUGCGUCGAGAAUGAUAACUUGCGUUAUCCACAACUACUACUGAAUCAGCCGGAAGAUAUUUUAUCAUUUCACCAAAAACAUCCGAAUCCAUGUUCUCGUGGUAAUCUCCCGUGUGGCGCAACUGAAAGGUUAACAAACCUUCUUUUAAAAAUCACUCUUUGCUUCCGAUAUGGACGAUUAUUAGUCUUUUCCCUUUACCUGAAGGCACCUUAGUACCCGUUGAUAGGCUUUCCAUGGAAGCUUGGCGAGCACUGGUUAUAUUUCUGUCUUGCCACAUUUUUGGUACUGAAUAAUCUUCAUUAAUCCACGUCUCAUCAAGAUAAAAGAUUUUUUUCUGCUCUGCUCUGUACUGCUUCUGAACAUCUUUUCGUUGGUGUAAAUGUCGCCAUUACAUUACUAAUCUUAUAAUACUUCGAACACUAUUUACGGUUUAACAGCAAAUACUGAUGCGUUAAACUAAACAAAUAUACUUAUAAAAGUCUAAAAAUUUUGGGUAAAGCACCAUUGCCCUAACGGCGCAUGGUUAAGCCGAAUCUGAAAUAGGGUUGGAAUUAGGCUGAGGCACGAAUAGAAGGUAAAACGCAAAACGUAACUAUAUAAUCUACUACCUAAGUAAUCCCUACACAAUAUUUCAAGACCUACACCUAUGGUCGACGCGGAACUGGACGGAAUUCCUCAUUUUAUUACUGUAUACCUUUCUGAAAUAGACUAUAGUGGGUUCCUUGUUAUUGUCCUAGGGGGGCAUAUGAUCAACAUUAUCAAACUAUACUUCAGCAAUGGGUCUUUUCUCACCUCUUCUGACAGUUUUUGAUGAUGUUGGUAUAUCAUCACAAGCUGAGCUGGUUUUUCUUAUUUUCCUUACCAUUGGUUACAUCAAAGCGAAAGUGAAGAAAAUCAAAUACUUUAUUUCUGGGAAUAUUUCUUUAGUUGACAGUCUCUUUUAUAUUCCAGCCAUGAAUUAAUCGCAAAGUCCAUUUUCGUGAAUUUAUGAAAAUUCUAUGGGUGCUAAUAAUUUGAUCUAAGUUAACACCUCCCAUUGAGUGGUUGUAUUUUGCAAUUACUUCAGACUUCGGUAAAGGUAUUCAAACCUAACAUAAUCUAAAUGCAAUAAAACAAUGAAUUAAUAAAUAUAUUUCAUUACCAACUCAACUUUUCAAUUAAGGGUCGAAAAAAUAGUUGGAAGUGAUCGAAAUGUUCGUAUUGAUUAGCACUUCAAGUUACUAUAAGGUGCAUCUCGUUUUUUUUUAAAUUUACAUACCCUUAAAACAUUUCUGUAACUUUUUAACAGAUAAUAUUUAAAAUUUCCACCACAUCUCAUUUUGAAGCUUUUACUUUAUCGUUUAAUAUGAGCUACUUUAAAUCUUUUUAUGUCAUAAAGUGAUGUCAUGUGAUAAAGUGAGAAAAAACGUCAAUUUUGUAAUAAUUUUCAUUAUAUUGUCAAUAACUUUUUAAAUAUUUAUUUUUUGGAAAAAUUGUAGAGACCUUUUUUGUAGAUUUGUUUUAAAUAAAUCUUUUUAUUUGUAACUUUUUUCAUAUCUCUCUUCGUUCAAGAAUUAUAGCUUUAUAAACAAUUAAAUUGCUUAUAAUAACUUACUUGAAUAGAUUUAUGCUUGGCACCCUCGAAAAAUCGAUUCUACACAUCAAAAAAACAUAGGGAAACGCUCUAAAACUGAGAGAAGUACGGACGGCUAUGGGACUCCCUCUCGUAGCUGCCGUACUAUUUGAGAUUUUUGUUUUAACGUUGAAAUGCAUCAUCCUUUAUAAUUAUUAAAAAUAAAACGAUUAGAAUGCGAAUUACCUCAGUAUGAAGUAUGCAAUUACAAGUUACAUCAAUGGAAAAUGUUGGAAAUGUAACAAAUAUAAUUUUAUUAUAAAAAUAAUGGUGAAUUGGAUAUGUUUUUAAGGAAUUUUAAGGCUCUACAAACAAAAAAAAAUACUGGACUCGAAAAUAGUCGGGAUCUUAAAUUUAUUAUUACAUUAAAUAUAUUGUUAUAACCUUCUCAUUAAUUUUUACCGUACUAACACAAAUCCCUCAUAUGGAAUUUUAUGAAAAUAGUUCAACAAGUUUUGGAGUUAGUUGAGGUUUUACAUUCUCAUUCUGUAUAAAUGUAAAUUUGUAUAUUUAUAAAUUUAAUACAUAUUCAUUACAGAUAUAUUAUUAUGUUACAGAUUUACUCGAAUGAAAAGAGCUCCCAUGUGGCUAAAAGAUAUUUCACGAGAGCUUAAGAUAUUUUAAGUAAUAUAUGUUAUUGUCAUUC
Molecule: messenger RNA, 4939 nt
Organism: Diorhabda sublineata
Lineage: Eukaryota; Metazoa; Arthropoda; Insecta; Coleoptera; Chrysomelidae
Product: fatty acid-binding protein-like
Exons: 3
Coding region: 262-675 (137 amino acids)
Biological process (GO): fatty acid transport
Cellular component (GO): nucleus; cytosol
Molecular function (GO): fatty acid binding
Source: RefSeq, a predicted model, not a curated record